Molecule: messenger RNA, 1976 nt
Organism: Pungitius pungitius (ninespine stickleback)
Lineage: Eukaryota; Metazoa; Chordata; Actinopteri; Perciformes; Gasterosteidae
Gene: otc
Product: ornithine transcarbamylase
Exons: 10
Coding region: 78-1139 (353 amino acids)
Biological process (GO): L-citrulline biosynthetic process
Cellular component (GO): mitochondrion
Molecular function (GO): ornithine carbamoyltransferase activity; amino acid binding
Source: RefSeq, a predicted model, not a curated record
GACCGAGCGAAUGAACGUUUACUCUGAUGAAAUAUUCCCACUGCGUUUCUUUUCCAUUGAAGUUAACCUGAGCGACAAUGUCUAUUAAACUACUAUCUGUAAACAACACCGUCUUCAAAUGCUUGAAAACUCUUUCGUCACGAGGGUUCAGCACCGGGGCUGCUUCCCUCGGCUCGGUUCACUUAAAGGGUCGCAGCUGUCUCACUCUGAAAGACUUCAGCUCAGAUGAAAUCAAAAGGCUCUUGUGGGUGUCAGGGGAUCUAAAACAUCGGAUCAAGCAUGAGAAACAGUAUCUCCCUCUUCUGCAGGGAAAGUCGAUUGCUAUGAUAUUUGAGAAGAGGAGCACCAGGACAAGAAUUUCCACAGAAACAGGUAUGGCUUUGCUGGGUGGACACCCCUGUUUCCUCACUUCUCAGGACAUCCACCUUGGAGUGAAUGAGAGUAGCACAGACACAGCAAGAGUUCUCUCAGGGCUCUGCGAUAUUGUCUUGGCCCGAGUGUACAGCCACUCCACCCUGGAGGAUCUGGAAAAGGAGGCCUCCAUCCCCAUUAUUAACGGCUUGUCUGACCUCUACCACCCGAUCCAGAUCCUGGCUGACUUCCUCACCUUAAAGGAGCAUUAUGGUUCCCUUAGUGGUUUAACAGUGAGCUGGAUUGGAGAUGGGAACAACGUCCUCCACUCCUUCAUGAUGACUGCAGCUAAAUUGGGAGUUCAUCUUAAGAUUGCUACACCAAAGGGGUAUGAGCCAGAAAGGAGUGUUAUUGAAGAGGCACAAAGACUCUCCAAAGAACACGGGACCCAGCUUGUUCUGACCUCCGACCCGAUGGAGGCUGCCCUCGGCAGCAAUGUGUUGGUCACUGACACCUGGGUGAGCAUGGGACAGGAGGAGGAAAAGAAAAAGAGGCUCAAAGACUUUAAAGGUUACCAGAUCACAAUGCAGACGGGAAGUGUGGCUGAACCAAACUGGACCUUCCUACAUUGUCUCCCCCGCAAAAUGGAGGAGGUGGACGACCAGGUGUUCUACUCGUCCCGCUCCCUCGUCUUCUCUGAGGCAGAGAAUAGAAAGUGGACGAUCAUGGGUCUGAUGGUGUCUCUUCUGACUGACUACGUUCCACAGAACCCCAUGCUUAAGUUUUAACUUUAAUAUAAGGUGGACUUCAUGAAGUGUGAAAAGUCCUAUUUCAGGUGCCUCUGAAUAGUUCACUAUCUGGUUCACUAUCUGGCACAGCAUUGGGUGGGUUACCCGAGAGUAACUGUGUUUACAUAGUUUAAUGCUUUGGAGCAUGUGUGGCAUUGUUUACCUUUCCUCUCUGUUUCAAAGAUGGAUGUUUACAUUCUACUUUUACUGUGAUAAAAAUGGGGAUUGGGACUUAUUGGGGAAAAAGUUUGACAUUGUCAAAUCGGAAGACUAAGAUAAUUAAUUUGUAAAUAAGUACAAAUUGUCUUGCAUCAUUGCAGUAUGGACAACACAUAUUUCAUACCAAUCACAGUUAGGUUCAAAUUGUAUGGUGUGGGUAUCCUGGUGACCUAAUUGUCUCGAAGAUUUAUAACCACAAAAUCUACGGUUUUCAUUCAAAAACCUCUCUCUUCCAUCCAUGUCACUCGUCUGUUUCUCUGAUCUACCAAAAGCAAAAUGGCAAAAACAUUUUCUUUAUUAUUCGGUGUACCAAUUGUUUUUUAAACGGCAAUAGAGUAUUACUAUUUACUAAGGUCAAAAAACAUUUUAGGAAAUGGACACAACAAAAGCAAGUGAACUUGUGUUGCAAUACUACAAUACACCCGAAUGGUUAAAUGUCAUUUCCUUUUCUCAAAGUCUGAAUGUAUAAAAACUAUUAAUAAAUACAUUACAACUAUUUUAAUUAUUAAGUAUGUUCAUUAAAAAAUACAGGUUCGUUGAGCAGAAAACAAACAAUAUGACAUGGAAAAGAUGUGAUCUCUGUGAUAAUUAUACAUGAACAAUAAAUGUCAACGUCUA